This is a messenger RNA of Cicer arietinum (chickpea), 966 nucleotides long. RefSeq lists its product as uncharacterized. Gene Ontology annotation, cellular component: EKC/KEOPS complex; cytosol; nucleus. Gene Ontology annotation, biological process: tRNA threonylcarbamoyladenosine modification. Lineage: Eukaryota; Viridiplantae; Streptophyta; Magnoliopsida; Fabales; Fabaceae. The record is from RefSeq and is a predicted model, not a curated record.
AACCUAAAAGUCAAUAUGUACUGCAUCCAUCCUUCAACCAAAUUGCUAUCAUUUUUCUUUUCCUCAGAGAAGCUGGUCUUGUUUCUCCAGUGUUGGUCUCUGCAUGUUUCUUCCAGAAAGAACGCAGCAAAGCAAAGGUAUACCAAUAGAUACACUAUCCGAGAGAAUGUGCGAAGCAGAUUCAAAGCUAUGAUCAACAUUCAUGGAACCGCCCUUUAUCUUGCACUCUACACUGAUGUAACCAAUUCAAAGGAAUUAUUGGAAAGUAUGCAAGCUGGGACAUUGGAGCCAGAAGUUGCACUCCUCAAUGCUUCACUUAUUCCAGAUAUUUUCCCUGUUCUAGCAGCUGCACACAAGACACUUGAAGCCAAGUCACGGGACUCUUUGACCACACGCACUCUACAUUCAGAGCUCGUUUACAACUACUCAGGGUCCAAACAUAUAACCGAAUCUUUAAAGAGAUGUGGCGUAUCUGAAAACACAGCUUAUAUCCUUGUUGUUCGAUUUGAUGCUACUCCUGAUGAGAUAAAAGCCAUAGAGAAACUCGUCAUUGGCAAAGAGAUUAGCGUGGAAGAGCUGGAAGGGAGAGCAAACCAAUCCCAGAUACAAAAGCAAUACAAGAUAUCUGCCUCGGAACUUGGUGUAUCAUCACUUGCAGAUGCGAUAACUUGCUGAAUAGCUGCUCGGGAUGCCUUGUAGAAGAAUGAUUGUGAUAUGCUUGUAUACUGACUUUUUUAUUACCAAAUCUAAUUUGUCUUGGAAUUUAAUAAGCCUCUAGCUGCUAGCCUUGUAGCACAGCCUUAUCUUGUAGGAAUGAAUUAUUAGUUGAUCUAGUAUUAAACAUGAUUUUUAUAUAAGAUAGUAUGACUUCAUUUGACCUAUGAAGUUGACUUCAUAUGAUGAGAAAAAGACUUCCAUUAUUGUAUUGAUCUUGUUGCUGUAACAUAACAACAACUACUGCUGCAA